AGCAGAGUAGGCAGAGAACAGCGAAAAAGUGUUUUGUGAUUGUGGAAAAAAUUCAAUUCAAUGUAUGCAGGCGAUGCAUUUAGUGUGUAAACGCACCAAGGAGAUGUGGGACUCUGCCACAAGCACCACCGGAUCAGCCUGUCGCCUGCCAGUCGUCAUCCUGUGCUGAUUCGGGCGAGUGUUUUCAGGGCUCUUAUUGAUUUUUACGGUUUCUCCGACUGAUACGCAUUUCGCUGCAUACCCCAAAUCUCCCAUUGAAACUGCGUCGCAGCAGGGACGACUAGUAUGCCGUCUGUGUGUUAGCCGGACGAGGAACAAAACAGCAGCCAGCGGAGCCAUGGGCGGCUCCGUUAGCCAGGUAUUUCGCUCCGGAUCGGCGCUUCUCUCGCAUCGCGAUGGCAAACUGUCGAAGGCCACCGAGGAAACCAUCCAGACGCUGUUCGACAUUCUGCGCGCCAACCCAAAGGUGUCGCUGCAGACGCUCGAGAGCCUGCUCAUCCAGAUACCCAAGAACGAGAACAUCCUGGCCAUGCACGACGACUACGGCUACAAUAUACUGCAGCGCAGCGUUGGUCUCAAUCACAUAGAUCUCACCAAGUGGCUCUUACAUCGUCACCGGCCCGAUGUGAACAGGUCGCCGUGCUCCCUGCCGCUGCACAUUGCCACCCUGCGCGGCUAUGAGGAGUGCGUGGAACUGCUCCUCCGUCACGGGGCCCGCAUUGACGUGGACACGCGAAUGUGUUUUCCUGGCGCCCACACACGCAACUGCGAGGAGAGCGGCAAGUGGCACAACAAUGUGGACGAUGUCAGCGAACGGCUCAACACGAAGCUGCAAAAUGCCCUCUACUAUGCCAUCGAUGGGGAUCAGUAUAAUGUGUUAAGCCUGCUUACCCAGAAGAUGGAGGAGCCGUGGAUUCCCUUUAGGGUGAAGAAGCCGCUGCUGCACCUGGCCUGCGAGCGCGGUGCCUGGAACUGUGUUCAGCAGCUGGUUGUCACGAGGUCGGAGGAGAUCAAUCUCAUCAUGGACGAGUAUUAUCCCAUACACCAUGCAGUCCUGCAUGAUGGACGCUUCCUAGAGCUGCUCAUCCAUCAGGGCGCUGUCACCACUGUGAGGACUUGCACUCAACAGAUGACCCUGCUGCAUGUGGUUAUCUUUGCCGCUCGCAAAUCGGCCGAGGACACUUUGGCCACCCUUCGAAUUCUGCUGGAGCGUGGCUGCAAGGAGCUAAUCAAUGCACCGGACUCGCUGGGCAAUACCCCACUGCAUGCCUUGAUUGUACGUUAUGCUCUAGAGGAGGCCCGCUAUGGCUACGACAAGUGGAGCAAAUGGGAUGUGCUGCAUCUGGUGCGAUUCCUGCUGCAGAAUGGAGCCAAGCAGUCCAUCAAUCAGGCGGGUAACAGUGCCAUGGCCUGCGUGUUUCGCCAUCUGCGUGACUGGGAGGUCUGCUACGAGCUCCUUAACAUGCUCAUCAAGGAGGAUGGCGAUCCCAACAUCGUGGGACGGGAUGGAUCCGUACCCAUAAUGGUGCUGCUAGUGCCGCUCAUCAACAAGGAUCACCUACAUCACUUUACGCACUCCAUGAAGGUUUGCUAUCUGAACUGCAUACGCAUGCUGCUUCAGCAUGGAGCCAAUCCCAAUUGCUCCUAUCGCGCCAACCUCAAGCCGCUUCACGUGCUCGUGUUUACAGUGAGCGAGAAUUUUACCUUGAAUUGCGAUGCCCAGAAGCGCAUCAACUUCGACUUCAUCAAGAACAUAUUGCUGCUGCUGCUGCAGCACGGCCUGGACUGCAACAAGACAUAUCAGCACAUUCUGCAGGCGGUGAUGGAUAUGGUGCAUAAUGUGCGCACCUGCCACGACAUGGAGUGCGUCUACGAACUGACGCUGACGCUCAUCCAGUAUGGGGCCGAUCCCAAUAUCGUUUUAAUCGGCAAAUCAACGCCGGGCAUUGCCAUCUUCUCCAGCGAGCUGGCCACAUUCCGCAGCUCGUUUCGAACCAACUCGUGCUACCUGCUCUUCUACUACAUCAUCCUAAUAACCAAGAAGGAGUUCAUUCUGGCGGAUCCUCUGGCGAUAUACACCCGAGUCAUUCAUUUGUUCUACCUGACCAUGGAUCACGAGCCGCUUUUCAAUUGCCUGAAGUCACUGCACAAUUUCUAUGUGGCCCAGGUGCCCAGCAAGAAGACAGAGCAGCUGAUAGCCUUGAUCUCGUCCCUUUACCGGAGGCCGCGCAGUCUGAAGGAGCUCUCCCGAUGGACCAUCUACGAGGCGAUGAACCGCAAGCUGGCGCAGAACAUCAAUCGAUUGAACCUGCCGGGACAACUCAAGGAAUAUGUACUGCAGUUCGAGAGGUAGCGGGUGGAAGAGACGGACCAAUGAAUCCCAAUGAAUCCGCGAACUAGAGUCAAUCAAUCCACUUACCAGCUGUUGCCCCCCCAAGGCUAUGUACUGUUUAAUAUGCAUAUUCACCUUAUUCGGGCCAGUUCCGGGGGGCAACAGUAACGAGGAAUUUACUAUUGUUAUUCAGCUUCAAUCAACACACACAGACACAAUUUUUUGAAAUUUGCUUAUACACUUUAACCCAGGAUUUCCCCUUAAAAGAGACUAGACUCUCUCACUCUCUCGAGGUUUUUGCGCCAUUGUUCAAGGAGAGACUAAAUCUUUUAAAAGUGAAGCUUGGGCUUUGAGUGAUACAAGAACCAACCUUGCAAGCUCUGAUUUAAAUACCUUUUUCUUUGAAUCCGCUUUACAUAUUUUAUCCCAAAGAUUGUUGCUGAUUUCAAACCGAAGAAACGACGAG
Molecule: messenger RNA, 2798 nt
Organism: Drosophila kikkawai
Lineage: Eukaryota; Metazoa; Arthropoda; Insecta; Diptera; Drosophilidae
Product: ankyrin-3
Biological process (GO): positive regulation of transcription by RNA polymerase II; intracellular signal transduction
Cellular component (GO): nucleus
Molecular function (GO): protein binding; transcription cis-regulatory region binding
Source: RefSeq, a predicted model, not a curated record